Molecule: messenger RNA, 3685 nt
Organism: Frankliniella occidentalis (western flower thrips)
Lineage: Eukaryota; Metazoa; Arthropoda; Insecta; Thysanoptera; Thripidae
Product: zinc finger protein 385B-like
Exons: 7
Coding region: 201-1745 (514 amino acids)
Cellular component (GO): nucleus
Molecular function (GO): zinc ion binding; nucleic acid binding
Source: RefSeq, a predicted model, not a curated record
GUUGGAUGGAUUAUUUCCUGUUCAUCAUUUUUUAAUUUUAUGCAGAGUUGACUUUGAAAUAAUCCUCAUUUUACUAUCAUUUUGUCAGUGUUCACGGUGCUGGACAAUGUUUUGAUGUUGGCGGACCAACAACUGUUUUCUUGUUUUUAUUUACUAGUUCAGUUUACCCCUCUUGUUUAACCUAGCCAAAUAUAUUUGGUAUGGAUCCAGGGCUAGGCGCUGUACCUCAACAUGGGUUUACAGAAGAUGUCAACUUUGCAGCCCUUGCAUCAGCACCUCCUCCACCUCCACCUCCUCCAGUGGCCACUUCUCCUUGUGUCGCUGGACCACCGCCACCUCCUCCUCACUCUGUAGCCGGACCUCCACCUCCUCACUCUGUCGCUGGACCACCUCCUAAUCCUCUAUCUGGACCUCCUCCUCAUUCUGUAGCUGGACCACCUCCUCUUCAUUCUGUAGCUGGGCCGCCUCCUCUUCAUUCUGUAGCUGGGCCUCCUCCUCCUCAUUCUGUAGCUGGGCCUCCUCCUCCUCAUUCUGUAGCUGGGCCUCCUCCUCCUCAUUCUGUAGCGGGACCUCCUCCUCUUCAUUCUGUAGCCGGACCUCCUCCUCUUCAUUCUGUAGCUGGGCCUCCGCCUUCCCAUCCUCCUCCAGCCCCUCAUGAUAAUAACUUCAGAAGAGUCAAUCAUAACUAUUACAACAAGUCUAGAUCAAAUGCCAAGAAAACAGUGGUAACACAAAAAUGUGAAAUUUGCAAUAUAGAGCUAGUAGGUCAAGUUGUCAUUGAUGCCCACAUGAAAGGGAGCAAACAUGCCAAAAAGUUGAAGGCAAAAGAACUCCUAAAUAACAUGAUUGAUGCUGGCCAAGUGAAAGUCGAUGGUGCUCAAAAUGACAAAAAUGGCACCGGUAUGUUUAAGUGUGAUACCUGCAAUGUAGCUCUUAAUUCAUCACAGCAAUUAGAUGUACACUAUGCAGGUGCCAAACACAAAGCAAAACUCAAUGAAACUGCUACUCCACAAGUUCAGCAGAAUAGUUCAUCAACUACUUGGAAUAAUCCUAGUGCCAAUGGCUCAAACGAAUCUAAAGGGGUUGUACCCAAAGCUGAGAAACCUAAAUCGAUGAUUGCAAACCCAUUGGAUUUGGUUUGCAAUAUUUGCAAUAUAACCGUAAAUUCUCCUCAGCAACUAGAACAGCAUUUACAUUCUAAAAAACAUCUUGACCGUGAAUCUGGCCGCUCAUCGCAGAGGCCGACUCCCUAUUCAAGGGGAGGUCGAGGAGGUCGAGGAGGUCUUGGGUCUCAUAGCCGCGGGGGAAAAUCGGUGCCAGCUAAAUUUACGAGCUUAAGCUCUAGUUUUAAAAGUGCUGGAUACAGCAAUAGUUUCAUAAAACCUGAAGGUGGUGUUUCUAUGCCUGCAAAUUGUGGUACAAACAAAGGUCCAAAUCAAGCUGGUCCUUCACAUCAAAAUGUUGGCAAGGCUUCCAACUAUGGAAAUCACUAUAAAAACAGGGGCAAUUUUGGUAGCCUGACUCCAUAUGUAAACACAGACAGCGGCCGUGGAGGUUACAAUGGUCGGGGAGGAGCUGCGGUAUCCGGUGGGGGUUGGCCUAAUCCAGUAGAUGCUUCAUAUGGAGCUCAUCCAGGCUACGGUGGCUACGAUUAUGACCAAUAUGGCUAUGGCUACGGCUAUGAGAAUUCUGAUCAAUAUGGAGGAUAUGGUAUGAUGCAAUCUGGACCUCCGCCCUCAUAUUAAUGACAAUUGUCAGUUAUUGCCCACCGAUCUAGAAUAUUUUCCACAUUGAUCACAUUUUUAACAUAUUUUAUGGUAACACGACAAGUGUAUGCAGUGGUCAUAACCGAGCACUUUUUUCUUUGUUUGCAGCAAUCUUGAAUGAACCAUCUUAAAUUUACACCCUGCUGCUUGAGUUUUUUGUACAUUUUGAACGUUUUAUUUCCUAUUGAAGGAAAGAUUUUCAUGGAGUUACCAGUUUUGUGUAUAGAUUUCAGAAUCAUCUUUUGAUUUCCUUUCCAUGUGUUGUUUGCUUCCGUUUUAAGCAAAAAAAUUGCAUUUUCCUUAAUUUUGCAUAAUGUUCUGAACCGAUUCUAGCCCUAGGAUCUUGUACAAAAUCCUGCCAUUUGGUUGUACAUUUAUGUACUACAUGACUACAUAGUACUGUAGUCCUAAAGGACUCUAUAUGGUACCUCUGGCAUUAGAUUUCAGUAUUAUGUUGGGUUAAACAUGUAUUCUGUUACAUGUUACAGUAGAAAAAGAGUUAAAAAUCCAUUAUUUGGAGCACAAAAUAUCUGUAGACUUCAACAGCAUCAUGCUCAGUGCCAUUUUCAAAUGUCAGUAUAAAUAUACUAAUUAAAUUGUUUUUUAUUCAAAAUUUCAGCGAUUAUCAUGUUAAAUAAUUGCACAACAGAAAUAAUCUUUCCGGAGUACAAUUCAUUAUAAACACAGCAUAUGUACUGCCAAUGCCAUGAUAAUGCUUACUUAUGUACACUGUACAGCCCAAAUAUCCUAGUGAAGUUGGAUUUGGAAUCCUUUGGCUGUGUGAUGUUAACAAACUUUCAAGAAACAAUGGCAGUAUCAGUACAUUUUUGUAUUUUCUGAUAAUGUUGUAUCAGUAUCAGGGGUCUAAAAUGUAGUUCUUAAAGAUCAGAUUGAAAAAUACCUGUAUGGAUGGUAGUAAUUAUUUUUCUUGAUUGACUUUCUUUUGCACUUUGUUUAUGAGCAGUGAUAAGUUUUUUGAAUUUAUGCAUAGUUAGCAUUCAUAACUUUUAAAGAUGACAAUACAUCCCCCCAAUCUACCUACAUGUCAUGUCAUGUUUCAAACAAGAAAAGUUUAUUUCUUGACUAAUUUAGUCAGUCAGAUUUAGUAUUUUUUUUUUAUUGCUCAUCCAAAUCAUUUAUCAUUUUAGUUACAAAGCAUGUUAAUUUUUUUCCCACUUGGAAUCAGUGAAAUUUGUUUAUUUUUUUGUUCCUGUUGGCAGAACAUUCUGAGGAUCAGUUUGUUAGGCUAUCUAUCAAAGGAGAUGUAACAGUAAUCUGUUUGGGGAUUGGUCAUUUGAAGAUGGAUGGAGAUGAUCUUACCUCAACCAUACUUAAUUAGAAAAUUUGAAAUAGGAAAUAUCACUGAUACAUCUCCUUUGCUAGUCUUCUAGAACAUAUAAGCUAUAUUUUGUUUUUUCUUGUUCUCUUUGAAAAGAAAACAAUUGUUAUACCAUGUUUAAGUCAUUAUGUUUUAAGCAAAAUGUUGACCAUAGUUUUUUCAUAUUUUAGAUGAACUAAUGAAUUUGACAUUAUUUAGUUUGCAUUUUGCGUUUCACAUUAAGAACAUCACUAGAAUAAGAAGGUUAUCAAUCUGUGAGUAUCAGACACCAAACCAAUUUUCAGUGUAAAUGUGUGUUCCACAGGGUUCUCUGUUAAGUACAUCAUUUGUGUCAAAAUUGCACAGAGAAGUGUCUACACUUUACCAUAUGGUUGCACAGAUCAUCAUUUUCUUGCAGUGUGUUGAUAAAGAAUUUUGUGCCCAAUGGAACAUUUUGGUUCUAUUAAAUCUGUACACAUUUUGCAAAUUGAUGAAACAUUUUGCAACAAUCAAUUUUCACUCUGUGUGUAUCAGGUUUUUUUCCACAUGUCAUUUUAAUGUUCUAUCUCAGUCAUUUGAAAAUAAACUAAUGGAACAUACA